UCCGUGGAGGGAAGACGUAUCGUUCCUGAGCUCCAAGUGUUGGCGUCCUUCAAACCUCCCUUCCCAGCCCUCACCACCUCCUGCCAUGACCGCACCAGAGUACGUGAAGAACAAGCGGCCGAGUGUGUGGGUCCCGAGACAACUUGCCGUGCUUGUAACACACUAACUAGCAAACUUGGAACUUCUUUCGACCGCCUCUUGUAAAACUCGCAAAGAACAGUGAGGAUAAGAACCACGACACAUUGCACUUCUCAGAAACUCGUCAACUUAACCCUGAAACUAAAGAUAGAAACGCACUGCUCUUAACCUUCAGCAAAACGCUUCGCUAUUCUUUUCCCCUUCGUCAGGACGCAGAAGGAGGAAGAGGAGAGCACUGAAGGAAGGUGUCAGUCAGUGUUAAAGGGUCCAGUAUCACCUCCACAUCCGCCUCUCUCUCUGCUACACAGAUCCUCCUUAUCCCGUCACCCCUUCACGCCCCAAACACAAGACAACAGGACAGGAAGCGGGGGUGAUGGUUCGCGGGCUCCUGAGUCUCGCCCUCGUGCUGGCAACAGUGGGGUUGGCGGCUUCAGACACCCUGCCUCGCCUCUUCCCUUCAACCGUGUCCUUCAUUCCUUCCUCUGCCUCCUCCUCUUCCUUGCGGCGCUCCCACAGAUCCCAUCAUCGUAGCCAUUUCAAUAAGUACCGUCAUUCCUCACCGUUCAAUAGUUAUGCUUACUAUCAGCAUUCCAAAUAUUACCAAUCCACCGCCGCCAAAACGUACCCUUCCUAUCCUGGCUCCUAUUCCCCCUCUAAAUCUCUGCCUUCGAACACUUAUGAAGCAUCUAACAACCAAUUGGCUCCCUCAUCGUCCCACCUCACGCCGCAGCCUCUCCCGAUGAUGGUGAAGACUGCGAGGUUCGUGGUCGUCUCUGAGGGGAUGUACGACCAUGACCACCACGUCCACGCCCACGAGAAGAUGAAAGAGGAGAAGGAGGUGGUGCUAGGGCCUCAUUUCGCUGGUGGAAACACUACCUCAACACGUGUCUUUCUUGGCAACACUGUCACUCUGGAUUGCACUGUGCACGACCUAACCAAUGAGUCGGUGUCGUGGAUGCGCAGCAGAGAUGAUAUGCUGGAACUUAUUACCUGGGACAGCAAUACAUACGCUAAGGAUGACAGGUACUCAUUGGUGAGGGAACAAGGCAAGAAGUGGAGGCGCUGGCAGCUGGUCAUACGCAAUACACGCGCAGAUGAUCAGGGCCAGUACAGAUGCCAGGUGGCGACUCAACCCCCUCUCAUACUGGUGGUGAAUCUCAACGUGACAGUCCCCGUGGCGCGCGUGGUGGACGAGAGGGGAACUAAGGUGCAGGAGAAGCAUUACAACAGCGGCAGCAUGAUUGAAUUGAAGUGUAUUGUGGACCAGGUGCCUUUCCCUCACGGCCCCGUCACCUGGAGGAGAGGAACCACCAUUCUCACCUACAACACUUCAAGGGGCGGCAUCAGCGUGAAGGGCAACGAGGCGGGAGGGUACAUAAGGAGUCGCCUCUACGUAGCUGACGCCACACCCCAUGACUCCGGGUUCUACUCCUGCUGGUACAAGAACAUCACCAGCGACACUGUCACCGUCCAUGUCAUAGCAGGAGAGAACUCAGCUGCCAUGCAGCAUGACGGCCUUCCUGGGUCAGGGGGAAACGUUAGCGGGGGUCCCUCAUCCCUGAAGCCCUCCCUAGCCCUGCCCUUCUUCCUCGCCUUCUUCACUGUGGCCACCUGGGUGCUCUCCUGCGCCUCCUCCGUCACCACAGGGACAAACACCUCCGUCAGUAGUGAAUGGUCUGCUGAAGGGAUCACAUGGAGGAAACAACAGGAGGAGGAG
Messenger RNA from Portunus trituberculatus (swimming crab), 1855 nucleotides. RefSeq lists its product as uncharacterized. Gene Ontology annotation, biological process: synapse organization. The annotation marks the transcript as partial. The record is from RefSeq and is a predicted model, not a curated record. The transcript is spliced from 8 exons. NCBI's taxonomy places the organism in Eukaryota, Metazoa, Arthropoda, Malacostraca, Decapoda, Portunidae. Gene Ontology annotation, cellular component: neuron projection membrane.